This is a messenger RNA of Dromiciops gliroides (monito del monte), 1842 nucleotides long. RefSeq names its product zinc finger CCCH-type containing 12D (gene ZC3H12D). The record is from RefSeq and is a predicted model, not a curated record. Gene Ontology annotation, molecular function: metal ion binding; mRNA binding; RNA endonuclease activity. Gene Ontology annotation, cellular component: cytoplasmic ribonucleoprotein granule; nucleus. Gene Ontology annotation, biological process: nuclear-transcribed mRNA catabolic process, RNase MRP-dependent; 3'-UTR-mediated mRNA destabilization. Lineage: Eukaryota; Metazoa; Chordata; Mammalia; Microbiotheria; Microbiotheriidae.
AUGGAGCCCCACACGGAUAAGCUGGAGUUCUUCCGAAAACUGGGCUACAGCGGGAAGGAUGUCGUCCGAGUGUUGUCGAAGCUGGGCCAGGGGGCACUGGUAAAUGACAUCCUACAGGAGCUGAUCCAGAUGGGCAGCCGACCUCACGUGGAAGAAAGCUGUGGGGAGAGCCCCGCUCUCAAACUGGUAGCCCGAGGCUCCGGUGGCACUGUGGACUUGUCCAGACGGUCUCUGGGUACGGAUCCCGAAGUUGAGUUGGAGGAGCCUGACAAUCAUUUGAGACCCAUUGUUAUUGAUGGCAGCAAUGUGGCUAUGAGUCAUGGAAAUAAAGAAAUCUUUUCCUGCCGGGGAAUUCGGUUGGCUGUGGACUGGUUCAGGGAGAGAGGACACAACUACAUCAAGGUCUUUGUCCCAUCUUGGAGGAAGGAAACACCAAGAUCUGAUACCCCUAUUUCAGAACAGCAUGUCCUAGAGGAUCUGGAAAAGCAGGCGGUUCUGGUGUACACCCCAUCUCGCAAGGUCAAUGGGAAACGGGUAGUCUGCUACGACGACCGAUACAUUGUGAAGGUGGCCUAUGAGAAGGAUGGUAUCAUUGUUUCCAAUGACAACUACCGGGACCUCCAGAGUGAGAACCCAGAGUGGAAGUGGUUCAUUGAGCAGAGACUCCUCAUGUUCUCCUUCGUCAAUGACAAAUUCAUGCCUCCUGAUGAUCCUCUGGGCCGCCAUGGACCAACCCUUAGUAAUUUUCUUAGCAAAAAGCCAAAGCUUCCACAGGCCUCCUGGCAGCACUGCCCUUAUGGCAGGAAGUGCACCUACGGCAGUAAGUGUAAAUUCUACCACCCCGAGAGACUGCAUCAGAUCCAGCUGUCAGUGGCGGAUGAACUUCGAGCCAAAACAAAGACCUUGCCGGGGUCAGAGGAGGAGCGACUGAAGACCAGCCUCUUGAAGACUAGACCAGUUCCCUCCCCGCCUAUCCCCAGCCUGAGCACCGAAGGACUGUGGAAUCACAGGGGAAACAUCCGAAGCUAUAGUAGCUACAGUAACAGCAGCCUUGGCUCCAGUUGGACGGAGGAGAGAGUUCCUUCUAUGGAUGGGAGCUUUAGGGGGACCCUGGCGGGGACCUGGGAGAACUGUGAUCAGGAGAGACAGGACCCUGAGAGUAGCUUGCCACAUCACUACCAGAAAGGAGACAUCAGCUUUCUGGAAAGCCAGUUUUCCCGAUUGGCUUUUAGUGAUGAUUUAUAUGGUGGGGGCUUGCAUACUGGUAUCAGAAGUGCAGGGAUGCAGAAUAGGAUGAACACUUUAUACCGGGACUGCAAUCUCAAUCUCUCCAGCUGCCGUGGCCACUUCGAGCCUCAUCGGCACAGCGUGGACUGUUUCUGUUUGCAGAAUGAUCAUUUCCAGGAAGGGGCCGUGCCAAUUCCAUACACUUGUAGACACUUGACAGUCAGAGGUUCUUGUUGCAAUGGUAGCAGGGAGCCAGGCCCAGCCCUGCGGAAGACUUUCACCCCUAGUAAUCACGCACCCAAAGCAGAUCUGCAGCAGACCCAACAGCAGACUGUAUACCGCUCUCAUCCACCCACUCGGGAUCCAUUUCCCCAUCCUGCACAGUCCAAUGAGAGCUGGGGUAUAGGACAAGUUAUAAAGCAACCGUCUGGUCCAUCCUAUUGGGGGGACUCCAGUUGGGGAAACCACCCCAUGAGGAGAGCAGGUAGUUAUCCACACUCCUCUGAAUAUAAAUACCUUCUCUUGGAUUCAGCCAUUGGCAACUGAGCCCACAUUCAGAUAGCCCUUUAUAAUAUCUUCCGCCAGGAUGAGAUUUUGCUUGAGCAUCUCCAUUGA